CAUCAGGUGGCGCAAAGAGAUAUGUAACGAAUUCUUAAUAUUAAAAUCAUCAAUUCAUUUACAUGACCAAAGGGAGGACCAGUGUCACGUUAAGGAGCAAGGAUCUUCUCAACAGUAUUAUUCUUUUUUUAGACUGAGAUUGUGCUGGUCAAAGGAUCGGAGGCGCAGACAGAGAGGAGAUUGAACUGAUUUAAUAAGGCAGUCGGACGGAGAGGUUUCGGUCCCUGGUCGCUCUGAACGGCGUUUUUCGGCUCAACCUGCAGGAAAACGAUGGAGUUAGGAGAAAGAAGGAGAAGGAGGAAGUCACAAAGCUUCAAACUGGUGGCAGAUGAUGAAGUUUGGCUGGAAGACGAAGGCGUGGAGAUCAAGAGGCAAAUCACAGGAAUGAUGAGGAUUCUGAGGGACAAGACCGGCCGGGUGUAUAAGCGUGUUGGAGCAGACCGUGACAGCACAACAAAUGACUCCCAGGAUAAGCAUCUCAGUUGGGUUCAGCAGCCUCCGGUCCCGUCUGUGGUACCAGAUGACCGUCAAGGCAACAGCUGGGUGUCGACUGGACACUCAGAACCCUCUGUGUUGUCCCCACCUGUGCCGGUCCCAAACGGUCCACACUGUGGCCAGUACAGCACCCGCUACAGAUCCCUCAGGAUUGUCAACAAAACAAAGGAUUUGAGCAAAACCAAUGAACAAAAUGAUGUGCUCCAGCCUGCAGCUCCAGAAACCUCCUGCUGUAUGUGUAACUGUAAAGGCACAUUGGAGGCUAUAUUGCAGGAACUGCGUGCCAUGAGGAGGCUAAUGCAGACUCAGAAAGCAUCCUUUGGAAGGAAUGACAUAUCCCGCUUUAGCCUGGGCUUCACUCCGCGCAGUCUCCACAGAAGAAGAAGGUCUUACUACAAGGUGGUACCGCUUAGUGACUCCAGGGGUCAAAAAGUCGCUCUUGCCUCUGUGGAAAGUUCAGCACUUCAAGCUGCAUCACCAGCAGAAUCUGGAAGGAGGGAAGAGUGUGAGAAACUGGACUCACUGGUGCUCAACAUGAAUUCCAUUUCCCCUGAUGUUUCACAACAGAAAGACUCAGGGAUAGUGAGCAAAGUUCACAAUACUUCCUCAAACCAACCAAGAGAACCUCAGGCAUCAGAGAGCGAGGUCCGUCUUGCGGAGGAAUACGAUGUGUUUAUAUCUAAAGCUCAGCUAGAUUCCAUCCUGGUCAACUACACCCGCUCUGGCAGUCUCCUAUUCCGCAAACUGGUCUGCGCCUUUUUUAAUGAUGUUACUCUGGCUAACUCGUUGCCAAACGGUAAAAGGAAGAGAGGGCUCAAUGAUAACAGAAAAGGACUGGACCAGAACAUUGUUGGAGCCAUUAAAGUGUUUACAGAGAAAUACUGCACUGAACAUAAAAUAGAGAAGUUGCCUGGACCUCGAGACUGGGUGCAGAUUCUUCAAGACCAGAUUAAACUAGCCAGAAGGAGGCUAAAAAGAGAUGCAGCAGAGACAGAGGAAAACCCCAAUGGACCGUCCACAAGUAUUAACCUCAUAUGAAACUAUGAACAGUUAUGACAGUCUCUUACACUUUCUAGAUUGUUUGCUUUAAAGAUUUUUACCUGUCCCUUUCCUCUCACACCGGCGCAUCACCUUUCUCCAUCUUUCCAUCGGUUGCCGUCUGGACACUCCAUGGCCUCACCUCUCUGGGCUUCUCAGCCACCAAACACAUGGUGUUGCCAGCUCACUCCUUGGCUCACGGGUCUUUAUCAUGCUGUCAUGAUGACAUUUGACUUUUUCAUGGAGCUUACCAAAAUGUCAGCUAAUAAUCUUCACACCAUGCACGGUUCCCUCGCUUUCACCUUUCAUCCGUGACGAUGUGCGGCUCUGAAGCAGCAGCUUCACAUGAGAUCUGUCUGCCAAAAGUACGCUGUGACAUUUUUCUUUCUUUUAAAGGCUGUGAUCAUAACAACACCACCAUAGAUGUGGAACAGACGGCAGUGAACAUGACCGAUUGAUUGACUGGUUACUAUCAGCUUUUUAUUCCUCUAGCAAACAAAAUAUUGACUUUGUUCUGUUGCAAACAUCCAUGUGCAGUGAAUGCAACAAAAAUAACAGGAGGAUUAAAAUAAAUAAAGAAACCA
Molecule: messenger RNA, 2117 nt
Organism: Oryzias melastigma (Indian medaka)
Lineage: Eukaryota; Metazoa; Chordata; Actinopteri; Beloniformes; Adrianichthyidae
Gene: bend7
Product: BEN domain containing 7
Exons: 8
Coding region: 271-1533 (420 amino acids)
Molecular function (GO): DNA binding
Source: RefSeq, a predicted model, not a curated record